Molecule: messenger RNA, 1978 nt
Organism: Fomitopsis serialis
Lineage: Eukaryota; Fungi; Basidiomycota; Agaricomycetes; Polyporales; Fomitopsidaceae
Product: P-loop containing nucleoside triphosphate hydrolase protein
Exons: 8
Coding region: 97-1623 (508 amino acids)
Biological process (GO): reciprocal meiotic recombination; meiotic recombination checkpoint signaling
Cellular component (GO): chromosome; nucleus
Molecular function (GO): ATP binding; ATP hydrolysis activity
Source: RefSeq, a predicted model, not a curated record
GCCUGCCUUUGUUUUGUCGUCGAUUUUCACUCACUACCUUGAAGCACUGUCAUUUCCAAGUCUUUGGAGGUAAAAAUAGAUCGACACCUAUCCAGGAUGGAACGAGAGCAGGAUUUCUCCAUGGCAUCCGCGUCAGCUUCUCCAGAAGCCGCGAGCCCACCAACUAUAUGGCCAGUUCAUAUCGAAGUUCGAGUGGCCCCUACAGCCACGUCCCGAUUCGACACCAUCCGCAACGCUGUCCAUACUUACAUCACAUCCUCCUUCAGCCACCUCUACUUGCCAUCCGUAAUAACCGGCUGGGACGACGUGGCUCUACUGGCCUCCUCAGUCUCGGAAUCGCUGCAUCCGAGUCCUCCUGCCCAUCCACCUCGCUUCCCAUUGAGCGAAUUGCACUGCAGAUCCAUGUCUACCAGCCAUCCGACGCGGAUGCGUUCGAGGAACUCGCGAGCGGAAAUGGACGGGGAGAUGGAGAGAAAUCAUGGCGCGAGUGUAUGCGAGCUACCUGCGCUGGCUUGGGAGGGCCUGUGGGAGAGCUUGAUCUACUCGGACGACAUCAAGUCAAAGCUGCUCGACUACAUCUAUGCUACUGUGAUCUUCAGUGACGCGGACGUCGACUUCAAUGUUGUCUCGUGGAACCGGGUGGUCCUCUUGCAUGGUCCACCAGGUACCGGUAAGACGUCGCUUUGCCGUGCGUUGGCCAAAAGCUUUCAAUCCGCCUAUCACACAGAUAUGCGCAUUCACGAUUGCUCGAGAUCAACUCCCAUUCUUUGUUCUCUCGCUGGUUCUCUGAGUCGGGCAAGCUCGUGCAACGGCUUUCAGCAGCGUAUGGAGAUGGUCGAGGAUGAAGAUACCUUUGUCAUUGUCCUCAUUGACGAGGUUGAGUCUCUGACAGCUGCUCGAGCGGGUGCAAUGGCAGGAACAGAACCCUCGGACGCCCUUCGCGUAGUCAAUGCUCUACUGACGCAACUGGACAAAUUGAAGCACAAGAAGAACGUUCUUGUCAUGUCCACAAGCAAUCUCGCUAAAGCUAUUGACUCGGCCUUUGUCGACCGUGCGGAUAUUGUGCAAUAUGUGGAUCUUCCUCCUCGUGAAGCGAUAUACGAGAUACUCGGCACUUGCCUCAGAGAGCUUGUCACGAAAGGCAUUGUCGCAGAAGUGGACGUCCCCAGCCUAGCACAGGCUCAAUUAUACGAGCGGACUGCAGGGUUCCUUCAGACAUCCUCCCUUGCGGCAGCGUUGCCGCCACAUCCUUCCACAAGCCAGCCAGCCUCUCAGGCCGCCUCUCGCAGCCUGUCUCAGCAGGCGAACGAACACGCGGCUGACUCGCGGGAACGCUCAAAACACGUCGCACUGAAGUUGCUCACCCUGGCUGAGAAGUGUAAAAACCAAGGAAUGUCUGGACGCUCUUUGAGACGUCUACCUGUCCUUGCACACGCUCGACACAUUGGAACGCUGCCAAUGCCUUCUAGGUCAGCCGUGCAGAUCAACGGGGCAACCAAGACCAAGAGGAAUGGUCUGGCCUCCGAGAAGAAAGGUACAGGUUCCGCAGUCGAGGUGUGGCUCGACGCGAUGGAACGCGUCAUUGACUCGCAAGCUUUGGAGAGGGAGCGAUUCGAACGGUGAUCACUGUGGGUGGGCCCUGAAACUCGCAUAUGAACGCUCCAUUUGCUACUCUGGUAUGUGGGAUUCUGAACAUUGUUGCUCUGGUGUCUGCUCCCAAUUCUGUUGUCGUGCGCGAGUACUCUGGACAUCUCUUGCAAUCAUCUCGAUGUAGCAUACUACACCACUGUGUCACGGUCGCUCUGUAAGAAUAACGACGAUGUAUUCAAUUAACUUCGCUGCAGAGUCUGCGUCACCAGUAGCACUUCCACAAUGUGAGAAUGGCGAAGACGAUAUGUUCCUCUGUGCAAGAUUCCGCUCCGAUAUACUUGUGCGGAGUCGAUGUCAGGCAGAACGAGAGGGCCUCAUCCGAUCACGG